Molecule: messenger RNA, 1176 nt
Organism: Monoraphidium neglectum
Lineage: Eukaryota; Viridiplantae; Chlorophyta; Chlorophyceae; Sphaeropleales; Selenastraceae
Exons: 9
Coding region: 1-1176 (391 amino acids)
Molecular function (GO): UDP-glycosyltransferase activity
Source: RefSeq, a predicted model, not a curated record
AUGCGCGACGGGAAGCGGGGGACCUGCCCAGAGGCCAUGAAAAAGACGGCCGCCCAGCUGCUGAACCGCAACGUCGCCACGCUCAUCAGCAACGUGAUGAAGAUGUUUUCGCGGCCCUGCGGGCUCAUGCUCGCCAACGAGACGCUGGUGCAGGCCAUGAAGGAGGGGUCUUAUGAUGCAGUGCUGACAUUUGCGAUGCCGGGCGACGACGCCGACUCAUGCGGCUGCAUCGUCGGCCACCUGCUGCGGCGGCCGCUUGUGUCGCUGCACGCGAUCCCCUUCAUCACGGCGCCGUGGGGCGCGCCGCAGUUUGGGUCGGGCCUCUCUGACGCCGACCUUGAGAGGCUGGGUGGCCGCGCCAAGAACGCCUUUAACUAUUUCCUGACGCGCUUCCUGAAGGGCGUCACCACCACACUGGGCGUCCGCGCGCUCGCAGACGCACGCCGGGCCCUGGGGUUGCCCAAGGGGCCGGCCAGCCGCGGCGGGGGCUGCGCGCCGAUGCUGCAGGCGCGAUGGCCGGCCUGGCACGUGGAGGCGCCUCGGCCAGUCGGGCCGCCGCAGGUGCUCAUCGGCCCCGUCGCCCCCCGCGCCGCCCGCCCCACCCUCGAGCCGCCUUCCGCUGGCUCCUUCGUGGCCUCUGCCACACACGGCGUCGUCGUCGUGUCGUUUGGCAGCGUGCCUCUGUUUGGUAGCUGCCUCACCGGCCAUGACUACAUCGAGCUGACCCAGGCGUUUGCUGACCUGGCGCCAGUCAAGGUGUUGUGGCUGCUCAAGCGCAAGAGCCUGCCGGCGGACGUCGCGUUUGAUGAGCUCCCAUUUGGCAACAACACGCUGCCUCAGGAAUGGGUGGACAACAAUGACCUGCUGGGUCACCCCAACGUGAAGCUGUUUGUCACCCACGGCGGCAUGCACAGCCAGUACGAGGCCGUCUUCCACGGCAAGGUCAACCUGGACCGCCUCAAGGCCCUGGGCAUGGGGGAGGUGCUGACCACCCCCUCGUACGCCGCAGCCGCCGCCCGCAUCGGCGCAGCUGCGCGGCUGCAGGCCGAGUUGAGGCCGCCCCUGGAGAUGGCCGUGCAGGAGAUAGAGAUGGCGAUGGUCCACAGGGACUACGGCCGCUGGCGGCCCUACAGCAUCAUUGCCGACCCCGCAGUCCGCGGGCCGGACGAGCUGUGA